AUGAAUAUUACCUGUCUCUCGAUACUGCUCGUUUUUGGACUGGCAUACGCAAGAUAUAUACGUAAGUUACCAUUGACCCCCAACUUUUACAGUCUUGUAAAGGAGGAUAAGUCCCAAAACUGCCUGUUUGUGCAUUCGCUUACGAAGUGUAUUAGAUUACGGUCACAUAGUCAUCAAAGACUUUUAUUCCAAACUAUUUCUCAGAAGUUCUAAAAUGAAGAUACACGAGUAAUGUGGAUCCAUGUUUACGGUCAGAGAUGGUAGAAAUUUCUAAACAUUAACGUACCAGACUACUAUCCUCCAGUUGGUAGUAAGAUGAAAUCCGCAGCAUAUGCAUGAAGGGAACAGCGAGGUGUUUAAGCAGAUAGCUCAAGUUUGACGACCAUUUACUGCGUUUUAAUCUGCUGGCUUCCUAUGAAUUCUACUCUUUUCUUGCUCUACUUAUAGUGUACUGAAGGCAAACGUUUAUUUAAAAUGCAGGUUUUUUCAUUAGUAACGGAAAGUUUAAUCGUGACCGUGCCCUUAAAUGGCAGCUACUUUGAAAAGAUAACCCUAUGCGAAUUUGUGUCUGCACUUCUUUGCCUCAUGGUGUCGCAUGUGGGGCAUUCAAGGACCUCCCUUUUUCAACCCCCAACGAAAGUUCGCUGUCUUAGUCACUCUAAACCGAAUUUGGGUAUUUCUGGAUCCCCUGAUUUUGUUCAGACGCACACAGUUAAAGGACUUCUACAGAUGCAGUGGGGGGUUUUGGAAAUAAAAUUAACGAAGAUUAUAGACAUCUAAGAAAAAAUAACAAGAGUCAAAUAAAUUCAGUAUAGACCAGUCUUAACUCAAUGUCAGAAAACGUUGGGACAGUGCAAGAGUAUGCAGCUACCUUUUCGCAUUCCACGGUAUGUUACCUCGAAUUUCAUCUAGUGAAUAAUGAAAUGAAAUGAGUAAAAACUUCGUAGAAGGAUGAAUCAGAUAACUCUGACAAAAUUACUCUGCGCUUAGAUGAGCAAGAAUAAUUUCUUAGGGGAACACCGAAGACAACAAAUAUCGGUUUACAUGAAAUGGCGAUUCCUCUGAUGUCUAGCAAAACCAAUAAAUAAAACGCUCACACUCUGGAACAAAUAAGGACAAAUUAUACAAUAAAACAGUAGAUAUCUGACGUUGUGGUCUGAAAGACGCACUCUUAUACAGUGAACCUCAACCGGAAAGGGGAGGCAAAUGAUACACCAUGUCAGUUGGUAGAACCAAGUCAGAAUUCAAAUCCGCAAUUCGACUUUUUUUCAGAAUUCUUACUGAGUUUAGUUAAUUUUGGGCUUUUGUCCUCGAUGGAAACUUCUGUAGCAGAAAGGCGAGGCUGUUUCCAAGGCUACGAAGGAUCAGUGCCCAAAUGCUAUAGACAAUGUGUGAAAACAAUGAGCAGGAGAUAGUCAUCUUGUAAAAAAUUUCCCAAAAUUAAUCCGAAGGGCAGAGAAAAGGCACUGAAACUUGUUAUAUACUAAAACACUGUUCACCUUAUUUCAAGUUUUCACCCAGUCAGCUUAGAAAGUGAUUAGCUUAAUAAGACUUAUUCUUUGCGUUAGCACGGGAUUCCUUCCCAAUUGCGAUGCUUACAGAGACGAUGGGGCUGGAAGACAACCUUCCAGGUGAUCUGUUCGAUACUCCUCAAUAUCUCCGCCACAAAAAGGGGAAUAUCUUUCGUUUCGGCAAACGCAACUCUUUCGGAAGCAUUCAGUACCCUGAAAACGUACGUGGUUCUUUAUUUUGACUUUUGCAGACGGUUUGGAAAUCAUUUUCAUCUUUUCUUCUCUUUUACGGUGCAGAAUAGAACAAUAAAUUUCUGUAAGCGCAUAAAAUAAGUCUGCUUUCGACAAAGUGCAAGCUGGUUUUACCGUAAAAGUAUGGCUCAAAUAUAGCCAUGUCGUGAAAUAUUUUCACAAAUACCGCAUCUAUUAGAAAACACUAACAUUUUAACAAGGUCAUUCCUUUUAACGCACGAGGACGUGACGAGGCACUAAGAACACUUAAAUUCCAUGUAACUCUCAUGGCCUUAUGAUGAUUACCGAAAAUAUGUGUUUGUCAUCUGACUUUACAAUUAAUUUAGUUUUAAUAUCAUUCGUUACAGUCAUAGAGGAAGACCCAAUAACACCGAUAAGUCAGGAACUACCAACGGUAAACUCAUUAGAGAGGACUAAAGGCACUGGCUGUGUAAUCUAUCUGAAAGUACUGCCAAUCAAUCCAAGAAAGUCUAAUAAUAGUUGGUUUACCAAAUUAUUCGGUUUUUUGUCAUUUCGGAAGUACCAUCUCAUUUUUCAUUUGAAAUAAUGCAAAGCAGAUUUAGUAUGGAAAUCGCCUUCUUCUGUGUAAUAUGGCUUGCACAGUAACAUUCUGAAAUUCAGCGUGGAUCAUCAGGUUCUGCAGUAUUCAUGGUGAAAGUAUCAAUUUUCCCGUGAUGUAACUUACAGAAUCCCUGUCAAAAAAUGCUCAAUGACAAAUGUUUACGUCGAUGACACAGGAUAUUGAACUAAUUUAAAAUUGCAUUCAGCGUUUCUAGUGAUAAUUAAAUAAGCUCAGAAAAAAUGGCUGCAGACUUAGCAUUGUGAACAUGCAAAAAACAUUUGUGGCUUGGACUGCAUUUGCUAGUCGAAGUUAAGUUCCGUUUCUUGGAGGAAAAGCCUGUCCAAUCGGAAGAAGGAACUAUAUGCUAGUAGCAGGUCCAAAAUAAAACGGACGGUUAAUUCAUUUCGUUUGAUGUUUUUUGUUGUUCACGGAAGUUAAGGACUGACUUUUUGUUGACUGCAACGACAGAACGUGCUUUAUCAUGUCACCUACAGUCUUAACAAAACGCGUAAACGUAGGUUUCUUGAUUAAAAUCUCCGCGGAAAAUUUGUUGCAUCCUGCUCUAAAAAAACAGCAUCUCAACGGUAACACGAGAGACAGAUAGAAAAAGGACAUAUUCCGUUUGAAAUAUUGUGUGCUGUAGUUUGAAAAAUUGGAAAAUGCUUAUUCAUUCGAUUGCUCCUUGAAUUGUUAGAAUAGUCUUGUAAGCACUUUAAGGAAGCUUUGACAAGCAAUAAGAGGGAAGACAGAAAUUUCAGAGCUGUUAAUGAACUGUGUGAAAUCGUAUUCCGACUUCUGAAUUCUCGAAAAAUGUAUUAUCAGCUCUACAAUUUCCAGACGCUCUGUCUGCUAACUGGGUAUAGCAGUACAAAAAUAAACCUUGGGCCAUUUGUUUUGACCCAUGAACUGACUUACGGAUGCAGGAGUUCCAGAAAUUAGCGAAGUCAUACAAGGUCGGGUAGUAAAAGCGUAAGCAAACAUACUUUCACUAUCAUGGGGUAGUUUAUUCGUACAUGAAUACUCCUACCGGAGGCCAGCCAUUGCGUUGAUUUUCCUACUGCCUCAAAACACGACUACCAGUCCAUCGACUGAUUUAUAAAUUUCCCAGACUUUUCUCAGUGACUGCUAGAAGAACAGAAGAAGGCAAGGACAUUUAUAUUAAUGCUGCAAUGCCAUGUCCAUUCUGAACGGAAAGUGGGAAACUUUUCUCCCGGAAAGACUCCCCCAGUCAAAUGGGCAUAAUUUACCAAACAAAUAGAGAUGCCAUUAUAGAAGUCCUUAAAUGCGUUUUCGUUAGGAAACUGUAAUUUACGAAAACAUAUUUUAAUCCCUUAACUUCAUUCAGACUCGCUGUCCUUAUUUUUAUGUCACUUUCAAGGGAACUGUUUAGUUGUAUCCACUAAGUCGAAAAAAAUUGUUUUUGUCCUUUAAUGGUAUUUCGACUUGAGUCGUGUGGUUGAGGGUGGAGCAGCCAAUAAAUAAAACUUUAAUUUUAAAUGCUUUCAUCAAGUACUACUCUUCGAUCGGAAAAAAGUGUUGUAUAGGUAACUGGUCGAACGUAUACGACUAGCUGCAAGAAUGCACUACUGUAAACAUCCACCAAAAGUUUCCCUAAUGAGACGGGUAAUGGUAGAGUUAAGUGCAUUUAUCAGACGGACAGUGUACUGUCUGACGACCCCCGUGGAAGCGAAUUCGAAAUAAAAGAAAAACGUGUCCAAUAAAAUCUACGUUUUUCACGAUGAAGACAAAUUGUAUGUCACAUAAAAGAUCAUGAACAACUUUUACUUCUAAUCAUGGAUGGGUCCGCGAGGGGUUUUACCGUUCCUAAACCAUUUUAUGUAAUUUUGAUUUAAUCCUCUCAGACGUGGGCUUUUAGCCGAAUGACAAGACGUUUUCUUGCGAAUUUUUACUUUGAGUUUGAACUUUAUUUCCAACGUCACUACGUAUUACCUGGUUGUUUAGACCAAAUGGAAUUCUGAGUUCCUGUUGACAGAGUUGUGACAUUGUCUUACGGCCAUGAAAAACGGCGAAAUACGGGCAUAAAUGUAUGGAGCUUUUGAGGAGCUUAUAUAUCUAGGACCGCAAAGUUAAGAUAUAGUCUGUCGUUAUUCCUACAAAGAAAGGCUUUUUGACCCGGAUAAAGCUUUACCUUUUAUAAUUAUGCGAUAAAAAUCUUUCGCAAACGUCCUUUGAGACAAUGCAUGCAACCGAGUAAUUACAAUUUAUUAAUUCUCUGGACUAUGUUCAUUGUAAAGUGGCUUUUUAUCUCAUUUUAGGAAAUGUCGUAGAAUAACCUGCGAGGACGGACACUAGGAGUAUCGUACCAUAAAUUAUGAAGCCUUUUUUGAAUAUAAUUUGAAAUCCACUUAAGGUCCUUUCUACCUCCUCACUUGCUAUGUUAGAAUGUAUAGACAGUUUUCGUCCGCAUUAAAUAGACGGUAACUGGAUAUCAGAGGUACCAUUAGCAGACUUACAUUUUGCAUUAAAAUUAAAUUUCAUUUUCGGUUCGGGAUGAAUUUGGCGAAAGAAGAGUCAGGAAAGGUAAUAGUGGAACCAAAACCGAACUUAUUGUCCGCGAGUGUGAGUAUUUUAAUUACAAAUUGAACCUCUGAGUUUCUUUACUCAAACUUGAAAAAAAGUGCCACUGACAAAAUCCCUUUACCUGCUUGACAACAACCAUGCUUUCCGCUUGAAGAAUAUUACAAUUUUCCUACAUUCGGUGUGCAUAUAUUUCACUAAGAUAAUCAUGGAGAUUAUCCUCAUUCGGGAAAGUUACAUCUAGCAGUUGGAAGAGAUUCCAAACUGUCCUUAAUCUUUUUAAUGUAUGUACUACUUCUGUUUUAUUAUAAACUACCAUGUCCUCCAGGAAAGUAGACGGGGUUUUCCCUGGCCGAACUACGAAUGCGACUUCAACACGGUGUCUUGUUUUGUCAAAAAAUGACAAAUGCUCUGUGCUCAUCAAGGGCUUUCCAGUAUAGGUUUGGAUUUUCCCCUGGAUCUGUUUAAGGGCCUGAAACUGGAAUUGCAUUUUGCGCUAAUUUAGCUUAGGACAGAAUAUGAAGGAAGACAGUAUAAAUGACGACUCACCACUCCCAAAAGGACUGCUAGCGAAUGCACCCCCUACGGGCAGUUCGAAAAUCCUAAUUUGGAAUUUGAGUAAAUCAAAAGGAACACAGACGAUAGCCCAAACUUGCUACUUCUUGAAGACAGCCCAACGGUCUUUUAAAAGGUACUUAACAACAACAUUUCUGGCCUUCGUAUAAGGACUAAAAAUUUCCGUUACUUUCAGCGAGAAACACGAAAAUUGACGGGUUGUGCGCGUCACAAGUGGAUGGAUAGCCAGAAACGGCGAUGCAAAAGGUGGUGUUAUCAUACUGAUCAAAAGAGAGAAGUGCAAUCUUCAUAACAAACCCUUGAGGGAAAUUAAAUUAGGGACGGUCUGUGCAACAGUUUAUUUCAGAGGAAUCAUAGAAUCAUAUGUCAAAGCUGUCACUCCUGUAAAGGAAUAUCUCACAUUCUGCGUAGUGGUCGGUAAAGGGAGUAGUAUGUUAUGGCCUCUCAACUGUGCGAAAUCCGACUACCUGGACUGAAUUCGAGUUGGGACGAGAAACCAUAGCACUCCAAUGCAGUCAAAUGCCCCGCGAGUUGAGGAACGGAGCCCUCACCAACAGCUUUUAAUUUUCAUAGAAAUAUUGACGUUAUCCGCCUAGCCUGCUGUUUUAAAUGAUAUCUCUUAAUUUUAGUAGUCUGAACGUGGUACGUUUUCUUGAGGAAUCAGUCUAGCGUCCACCAGAUGACGAAUAAGCUUACGUCAAAUGUGUUUUUGACAGACUUUCAGAAUGAGGAAUGACUUCAUAGGUGUGAAAACCCAGCGGUCUUGUAUGCAUUAGUCUUUUUAAAAGCGGGUAAAACAAUUAUAGCAAAAUUAUGCUUUAACGAAUCGAAACGUUCUACCAAAUAUUACUAAUCAGCCAGUGAAGGUCGGGAAAUAGACACAACCUCAUUCCGCUGCACGAGGGUGUUUGGUUCAACAUGUCAAGAACCACCACACAAAACACGGAGAGAACUAGGGUGCGGAGAUUUGCAGCGCCAAAACACCCCACUGACUUAUCAAAAUAGACCGCCCAAUUAACGGAAAUAAAUCGCUUAGAACCUCUUUUAUGACAUAAGAUGUCUCAAGAAAUAGCUGUUUUAAUCGAAGAAGCAAAGCAAUUCAGAAACUAUUCACAUGGAAAAAAUUAUGAAGGUGGAGUUAUUUUGAGAAUCGCAUUCAUAGACGACGGUCGAAGUUAGUAUGAUGGGCGCCUCUCAGUCUGCAGCCGAACCGUCAAUUGUCAUCAUUUCACCACCAGCGUUGGAUAUUGUCGUGAUAAUUUUCCGACCAUCUGACUUACCAAUACUGCAACUGGAAACGCCAUUCACUCGAACGCUCCUCGUGUGGAUAUUUACUCUACGCAGGCAACUUUUGAGGGUCGAAUAUAGAGGAUGUGAUUGCACUGGUUGACGUGGUGCUGAUCAGAGAACCACGAGUUUACCAGUUCAAGACCCACUUCUUGUAAGAAUUCGGACUUCGUCGGACUCGAAAGUGUGGUCAAGUCCGUCGCAUGGAUCGCGAUUGGUAUGUUGGCGUCACUCCUCCUAACGUUUUCUACGUGCUCGGCCAUUCGCGUCUGAAGUGAUCUCCCUGUUUCUCCGGAGCAUUUCUUUUACCCACACCUGCAUCAGAUGUAAUAAAGGACUCCUGAUAUUUCCUAUCGUGAUAAGGGGUCCUCUGGUCGACUGUUGGCACUGGUUAGUGUUAAACUCCUAAUAAAAGUGGCGUGCAAAGAAGGCUGACAAUUCCAGGGAUUUUCUCGAGGUGCAGAAAGGUUCGACAAAGUUUGGAACUGCUGCGGUGGGGCUUGCCAUUUUUUCUCUGCAUUCAUCGGCUUUUACAAUUGCGGGAACGACCGUUCUCUCCGAGUAACAUGCGCCAUGACAUCUUCCCUCCAUAUUCAACGCUCAAAAUUUGCCUGCACACGAGGAACGCGCGAGUGAAUGGCAUUACCAGUCGCAGUAUCCGUAAGUCCAAUGACCGGAAACUUAUCAUGACAAUAAUCAACGCUGGUAAUGAAAUGGCGGCAAUUGACUGCUCUGCUGAGGACGAAGGAGAGUUCAUCAUACCAAGUACGUCCAUCUUCGAUGAAUGAGGAAGUCGCUAAUUUUGGUAGGUAUGCGGUCGCAUGGCAACUGCAUUCUGAAAUUUUUACAGCUUCUGAGCACACAACAUCCUUACCUGUUUGGUUCGUGUGUGAAUUUGAUGUGGUUUGUCUGUGUGCUUUGUGAGUCACCACUACGUCCGUCAACCAUCCCCUGAGAGGUCGAGGCAGCGAGAGGAGAGAAAAAUCGAUCAGCACGAGGACGACCAACGUGACACGCCACUUGGGAUCUCUGGUCGAUUAAGUGCAUUUCACGCUUUCACAAUGGAGAUUUGACCAGGCCCUUCGAAACGUCAGCAUCGGUAGGAUCCCUGUUGGUAGCCGUACCCACUGAAACCACCAUUGUACCUACUGGUUCGAUUUCAGUAGGUGUGAUUACGUCCUCAUUAAUACAGAGAAGUGCACGCCUUGAACGACUCCCCUUAUGUUCAUAUGCUUUCUAAGAAUCGCAGUUUGGUGUCUACGCUUGUAUAACUGUAUACGUAUAUUAAGUAAGCGUAAGAAAGUGAUAUACCGGUCAGACAUUCGGAAACAGGGCUACACGUAAGAAAUAACAAAUUAUAUUUCUCUCUUAUGCGGAAAUCCCUGCAAUUAUUUGGGCGUGUUAAACUAGGUAAAAAGUUUAUCGACGAAAAUUUUAACCCUGCCACACUGACUAAAACAAUAGCCGAAAAUUGUUACUUUAUAAGUAAGUCCGCAUUUUUAUGAACUAAAUAGGGAUUUGCAUACAUACUAAGUGCAUCAGCUCUUAUGUAUUCGAAUCAGUAAAGUUGAUUGCUUAGACAAUGGGCCUUUCACCUCUUCUCAUAAUUGUAAAUAUCUCUUUCCAGUUUCCUUUAAAAUUUUCUAGAAACCCAAAUUGUCGUCUCGUGCUAUAACUUGCUCGUGUAUUUGGGAGUAGAGCACGACUUCGGAUUGGCUGACUGUCUGCCAAUGAUAAGCGAAUUUGCCGGUAGACUUUUUGAGUAAGCGAGUGAGGCCACAUUAUGCUAAGUAGAAGAGUCUGAGCAUAUGAAGCUAGUUGAAAAAUUACCGACACAGACUCACCAUACGUUUCUCAAUUUUUGGCACUACAACGAACCUGAGAGGGUUGCCGUCCCUCUUCCCUCUCCGGCAUGUUGGUCCAGGAGGAACACUGCACAAAAUGAGGAAGAAAUCACACCUACUGAAUUCGAACCAGUAGGUACAAUGGUGGUUUCAGUGGGUACGGCUACCAACAGGGAUCCUACCUCAGCACCUAAAUAAACCUGUUCCGGUGAACCCAUCUUCUUCAAAUAAUUAACUCGGAUCUCUCAACUUUGCCAAUCUGAUCAAAUCAUUCUAUGCUGCUAGUCAUUACGAAAAUCUACUGGACUUCUGAGCGUGCACUGAUAACCAAACAGGGGAGGAAAAUUACGGUUUGCGACACACAAAAUAUUCGUUCGCCUCAGAUUUCGAUAGCUAGUGCUACCCCUACUUUUUUGCACCAUCGAAUGCCGAGUCGUGUUCAAAUCACCUUACAUUUUAAAUGAAAUUUUUGGCAUUUGUUGUCCUCUCAAAACUGUUAUGGCUAGACCUGACAGAAUUCCGUCCCAAUACCUCAAAUUUUAAGUCGUCGGAGUGAACUUUGUACAAUAUGCCCACGUAACAGUCUAAAGGAGGUUAACGUCCUAACAAAAAGUAAAACUACCAGACUGAAAGAUCUGCUUGCUAGUCUGUCUUUCUCCUCUUCUUCUUUUCCGCUUUCCUCUGGUGAGAUAUGGAGAAAUCUCAUGAGCUUCUCCGGCUAAAGAAGCAUACCGACACAUUUUGAAACCAGUUUAGACUUAUUAAACGAAAAUUUGAUCUUCGCUCACAGUGGCCCUAGUCUUCUCUAAAACUAUAGCUCGCUUUCACCACGUGCGUCUUCUGUCCUGUGCCUGCUGCCAUGGUGGGUAAGCAUAUUCAAAAGGUCCGUGAAUAACUAGCUGACGGGCCGGAUGUUGUCUCAUCACUCCUCCUCAGGCUCUGUUUUUUCAUAUGGCGCCUAUGCUCAUGGACCUUACUAGCAGGUCCUUCGUGGAGUCCAAGAUGCCCGACGCUUGA
Messenger RNA from Spirometra erinaceieuropaei, 9587 nucleotides. The record is from the annotation of a GenBank genome assembly. NCBI's taxonomy places the organism in Eukaryota, Metazoa, Platyhelminthes, Cestoda, Diphyllobothriidea, Diphyllobothriidae.